Nothobranchius furzeri (turquoise killifish) is the source of this 7742-nucleotide messenger RNA. RefSeq names its product zinc finger protein 532 (gene znf532). NCBI's taxonomy places the organism in Eukaryota, Metazoa, Chordata, Actinopteri, Cyprinodontiformes, Nothobranchiidae. The record is from RefSeq and is a predicted model, not a curated record.
AUGGGAGAUAUGAAGACACCAGACUUUGACGACCUGUUAGCGGCCUUUAACAUUCCCGACAUGGUGGAUCCUAAAGUUGCUAUUGAAUCGGGCCACCACGAAGAGCAUGAAGGACAUCUGAAGCAACCUUGUGCUGGGACGACUUCCUGUGAAGAUGAAACCAACUCCUGCAGUGCAAAAGACGCUGGUGUUAGUGUCAUUGUAAAGAACAUUCAAAACUUGGACUCAAGUGGGAUCGGAUCAGAGAAAAAUGAAUUUUUCAAUUCCCAUUCUCAAUCACAUUCUGUUGGCAAUGGACUCCAUAACGGCUGUCCACCAACUGUGUCACUUGAUGCUCCUUACACCAAGAAUGGAGGCAAAACUCACAGAGAAGAGGGACAUAAACUGAUCAACCAUUCGUCCACCUUUGGUCAGUUCAGUCCAAUAUCUAGUGCUGAAGAGUUUGAUGAUGAAGAUAAAAUUGAGGUAGAUGACCCUAAGAACAAGCAACGGCGUGAAACCUCUAUAGAGGCAGAGAACCAGAGUUCCAAAUCUGUUGCAAUGGACAAUAUAACUCAACCCAAAACUAGCAAACUCACCAAACAUGAUCAAAAUAGCAAGAAUGGCCCUAUCAGACACUUUAAUUCUAAUGGUCUGUCGUUAUUUCUUUCACAAGAGGACAACCUGAAGGAAGUUUCUCUAAAAGUUCAAAGCCCAGAGUGCAGGCUUGCCGAAAAGUCAUCAGGAGUUGGGUCCAAUGGGUCCAAUGUCCCCAAAGUCAAAUCAUCUACAAAACUUUCAUCUUGUAUUGCAGCCAUAGCAGCACUCAGUUCCAAAACAAUUACUGUUGAAGAGAUGGAUGCUUUAGAUUCUUGUGCAUCUCAGAAAGAACCUGGUCAAUCUAGAGAAAAUCCCACAGCUGCAGAAAGACUACAGGAGACAGAGUCAGCCUUAGAGUUAGCAAAGAAGCUACUGACAAAAGAACCAGACAGCCCCUCGGGUUUCACAAGUGAGAGCAGCAGUAAGGGUUCCCCUGCUUCGAAUGUAGACACUACUCCGGUCAUCCCAAAGGUGAGAAUCAAAACAAUCAAAACCUCAUCUGGACAGAUCAAACGUACCGUCACCAGAGUCCUCCCAGACUUUGAUUCUGAUGGUCUAAAGAAAAUGGAGAACAGCACAUGCGUCAUGGUAAGCACCAGCGCAAUUAUCUCAUCACCCCCAAGGCCCUCUUUUCCAUCAACGGUUGUUGCCACCAGUGGGGGGCCAACAAUUGAAUUAACCAAGCAAAUGACAAUAAAACCUGUGGCAACAGCUUUUCUUCCCGUGUCAGCUGUCAAGACUGCCGGUUCACAAGUUAUUAACCUUAAACUGUCCAACAAUACCACGGUCAAAGCAACCGUCAUCCCUGCUGCAUCAGUGCAAAGUGCCAGCACUGCCAUCUUGAAAGCUGCCAAUGCAAUCCAGCAACAGACUGUCAUGGUACCUGCUUCCAGUCUGACUAAUGCCAAACUAGUACCAAAAACAGUCCAUCUUAGUAACCUCAGUCUUCUUCCUCAAACAAUGUCUUCUGUUGCUUGUGAUCUCCAGCAGGCUUUGACCUCCAAACCUUCCCAGAAUCAACAAUCACAAGUCAAACUUGCAGGUCAAGCUUCAAAGAAAGUCUCUCGGGUUCAACUGUUCACCAGUUCUCAAAGUUCUGUUGUGGAAGCUUUUAAUAAAGUCCUGAGUAGCAUGAAUCCUGUUCCUGUAUAUGUCCCAAACCUAUCUCCACCAACCUCUGCCUGUAUCUCUCUACCUUCCCGGGGCUACAAGUGUCUGGAAUGUGGAGAUUCAUUUGCUCUUGAGAAGAGCCUGACACAGCACUAUGAACGACGCAGUGUGCGAAUUGAGGUCACCUGCAACCACUGUGCCAAAGGCCUGGUGUUCUACAACAAAUGUAGUCUCUUGUCUCAUGCCAGAAGCCACAAGGACAAAGGUGUAGUCAUGCAGUGCUCACAUCUAAUCCUAAAACCUAUACCUGUAGAUCAGAUGAUCAGUACAACAAACUCAUCUGUACCACCUGUUCUCACGUUCACCACUUCCACAUCUCAAGCAAAAGCUCCUACAGGACAAACCAGAGGAAAGGUUACUGAUGGUGGAAACCAAACUGGAGUCAUUUCAGCUCCAUCCAGUGCUCCUUUUGUGACCGCCAUGCCCUUGGAGGAUGAUCCGUCAAAGCUGUGCAGGCAUAGCUUAAAAUGCUUGGAGUGCAACGAAAUGUUCCAGGAUGACAGCUUGCUGGCUGUGCACUAUCAGCAAGCAUCAGAGUCCAGCAGUCAGAAAACAUGCACAGUUUGCCAAAUGCGUCUGCCAAACCAGUGCAGCUUCCUGUCGCACCAGAGAAUCCACCAGCACAAGUCCCCUUACAUUUGCCCUGAAUGUGGUGCCAGUUGUCGCUCAGUUCACUUCCAGUCCCACGUCACCAAGAACUGCCUGCAUUACACCCGCAGAGUCGGCUAUCGAUGCAUCCACUGUAGCGUCAUCUUUGCUGAUGAGGCGACUCUAAAGUCCCACAUCCAGAGCACUCACUGUGAGAUCUUCUACAAAUGUCCACUCUGCCCCAUGGCAUUUAAGUCUGCACCUGGAACACAUUCUCACGCCAACACGCAGCAUCCAGGAGUGAAGGCAGGAGAGCCCAAGGUGAUAUACAAAUGUUCGAUGUGUGACACAGUGUUCACGCUGCAGUCCCUGCUCUCCACACACUUUGAUCAACACGUCCUCAAUCAUAAAGUUUCUGUGUUUAAAUGCCCUGACUGCUCCACCCUUUACGCACAGAAACAGCUCAUGCUGGACCACAUCAAGUCUGUCCAUGGGACCCUGAAGACAAUCGAGGGUCCACCAAACUUAGGAAUCAACCUCCCACUCAGCACAAAGGCUACCAACUCCAACAGCACCAACAGCAACAUUCCUCUAAACAACAACAAAGAUGGAGGGCAUGUCAACAGUCAAGACAAGGGAGAGAGGAAGCCCUCUCCUUCACCGCUGAAGACGACUAACAGCAACUGUUCAGCCGACCUCAAGAGCCCUCUCAGCUCAGGAUACACAUGUGGAGAAUGUAAGGACUCCUUCACUUCCAGGGAGGUCUUUGUGACGCACGUGAGGCGAGAACACGGCAAAAUAUUGAAGAAACAUCCGUGUCGACAGUGUGAAAAGUCUUUCAGCUCCUCACAUAGUCUUUGCCGCCACAAUCGUCUGAAACACAAAGGACUGAGAAAGGUCUACAGCUGCCCGAAAUGUCCAGCUCUGAGCCCACCCUUCACUAAAAGAGCACAGCUGGAUCAACACAUCCAGCUGAUGCACAGAGUUAGAGGAAGAAAGAGCGACAACGCGGAUGCUGCAGCGGCUAAACAAAAGAAGCGAAGCCCCAAAAGGAAGCAGCCAGCUGAAGAAAGGGGGCCUCCAGCCUUGAACUCCAGAGUCUCAGACUCUCAGCCGUUGAAAAAACUCAAAGUAAACAUCCUCAAGGUGCACAAAUGUGCAGUGUGUGGCUUUACCACUGAGGACAUUGCUGCUUUCCACAAGCAUAUUCCCCAGCACAAGUCCGACGGCUCGUCCUUCCAGUGUCAGGAGUGCGGCCUGUGCUACACCUCCCACCGCUCGCUGGCCCGACACCUCUUCAUCGUCCAUCGGCUGAAGGAGCCCCAGGGUCUGGGCCAGUACAAGGGACGGGGCAGGGAAGAUGAGGAGAGCCAGAGGGAAAACCAGUUAGAUAUUAAAGAUGAGAAUGAUGACGGGACACCCAGCACAAAAUGUAAAGUGUGCGGUAAGAUGUUUGAAACAGAGGGAAACCUGAACACACAUAUGAGGACACACGGGAUGGCCUUCAUUAAGUCAAAGAGACAGAGCAUGGCAGAGAAGUGAGAGGAAGAUCUUUUAUAACUAUUCCAUGAGUUGAUUAAACCUGAAGACCUUUUAUAACUAUUCCAUGAGUUGAUUAAACCUACAGUACCUCCUAUAGUCAUGGUUAUGCUGUAAAGACAUCAUGUUGCAGUACAACAGUAUGUACACAGUAAAAUAUACCCGAGAAAAUCCAGCAUACUCUUGUGUUUCACUAGACUGUAUUUUGUGGUGUUUGUACAGAUAGAGAUGCUGUUAUGGGCCUUGAGUAUUUUUUUUUUAGUUGUUCGUUUUAAAUGCUUGUUUUCUUACCAGAGCGAGACAAUGUAUGACACCAUCAUUCGAACAGAUUUAUUAUCAUCAAAAAAAAAAAAGUCAGCGGUGUGUUUCUACUUCAAAGUGCUGCUUAACGUCCAAUGAAUGUCCGCCAGAAAACCACAGGUGUGUUCAUGUUUUACUUAAUGAUUUUAAUUAUUAUUUUAUUACUUGUCAAACAAAUAAUAUUAAUAAUUUAAUUGGGGCAAUAUAUUAAAUUAAAUAGUACAUUAAAAACAAAAGCUAUUUCAAAUUCGAUCAGCAAAAAUAAGUUUUAAACCUGAUAGUUGUAAAACAAUGUUUUUUUUAACUGUGAGCCAAAUGAAUAUUUUUUAACUGUGACCUUUUAAAAAGUUGAUGCUUUAUUUUCUUUCGUAAAACACUUAAUGGCAGCUCUUUUACUUCAUGUUUAAAUAUGAAUGUUUACCCCAAUAUCUAAGAGAUAAAUACAAAGCACUUGACUUACUUUAUGGGAUUCUGCAUUUUUUCCACUAUGGUACACUUUAGAACACUUUAACAUGGUUAUUUAAUGUUUUUACUCUUUUGUAUAUUAUCUUUUAUGUUUUUUUUUUAUUCUUUCAAACAAUGGUGUAGAAGACAGUAGCAAAACCAGCCAUGAUGUGUGGUUUAUAGACAGUGUCCAUGAGGAAAAGACAGAACUGGAGGCUGCAGAGCUCAAGAUGUUGAGGUUUUAUUUGGGAGUGACAAGGAUGGAUAGGAUCAGGAAUAAGUCAAGCAGAGGGGCAACUCAUGUUAAAUGUCCUGGAGAUAAAGUCAGAAAGGACAAAUUCAGAUGGUUUAGACAUGUCCAGUGGAGAGACAUGAUUACAGUAACUUAACAUAAUGGGGGCUUGUCCGGGGUAAUUGUCUAAGGGCCUCUCAUAGCAGUUAUUAUAUAGAUAGCUAGAAACUGUAUAACUGUAUAUGUUUACUGAUUUACUUCUCAUAGGUGUUGGGGUGGUGAGCAGUAUUUGGUUUGUGUCACAUUAGUAAUAGCUGCUUGGUUAGAGGAUGUUUAGUUUAGAGGCAUUUUUAGAUGCAUCCAGAAAUGUCUCAAGAGCGAACUGGUAGAAAUAGACGAAGAAGAAGAAAAUAUAAUUUCUAUAGCGCCUCUCAAGAUAAAAAUCACGAGGCGCUUCACCAAAACAAAAAAUGUAAAAAUAUAAAAAAGAAUUUAGAAAAUGUUUAAAAAUAUAUUUUAAAUGAGCAAAAAAUAGACUAUUGUGAUUUUUAAAAAGUUAAGAAAGGGAGAGAGUGAAUAGGAAAGAGGGAAAUCAGUGGAUCCUGAGGAAGGUGGAAUAGGUGGGGAGAGCAGAAUAAAGAGAGAGUGGUGAAGAUGGUCAUAAAAAAGCCAGCUUGAACAAGUGAGUCUUCAGUUGCUUUUUAAAGGAGACCACUGAGUCCACUGAUCUCAGGCUCAGGGGGAGAGAGUUCCAGAGUCUGGGGGCCACAGCAGCAAAUGAUCUGUCACCUUUGGUCUUUAGCCUGGUGCUGCACAACCAGUAGGCUUUGAUCACUGGACCUCAGGGACCUGCUGGAGGUGUAGGGACUAAGAAGAUCACCAAGAUAAGAUGGUGCUUGUCCCUAUAGACCAGAACCAGGAUCUUGAAUUGAAUCCUGAAAUUGACUGGCAGCCAAUGAAGCUGGAGGAGAAGCGGGGUGAUGUGGGUGUGUUUGGAGGACUUGGUCAGAAGCCAAACACAAGCAUUCUGAACCACCUGUAGAUGGUUCAAGGAGGUUUUGCUCAGACACGUGAAAAGAGAGUUACAGUAGUCUAAGCGUGAGGAGAUGAAGGUGUGGACAACUGUCUCAAGUUCAGAGCGGGACAGCGGGACAGAAUGGGACUCAGCUUAGCAAGAUUCCUGAGAUGGAAGAAGGAAGAGCGAACAAGAGAACUGAAAUGAGAAUCCAGGGUGAGAGCUGGGUCAAAGGUCACGCUAAGAUUCCUGACUGAAGGUUUGGUGUGAGAAGCAAGCUGACCAAGAGAGUCUCUGACUUUGGGAACCAGCUUGUCUAGGGCACAGAUGAGGAUCUCAGUCUUAUCUUCAUUCAGCUGUAGAAAGCUCCCAGCCAUCCAGGUUUUGAUAGAGUCUAAGCAGAUGUGUAACAGCUGCAGCUUAGACAUCUCAUGGGGCUUAAAGGAGAUGUACAGUUGGAUGUCAUCUGCAUAAAGAUGGUAGGAGAUUCCUUUGAAGGAGCUCAGGAUGUGUUGAAGAGGAAGCAGAUAGAGAAGGAAAAGCAGAGGCCCCAGCACGGAACCUUGUAGGACACCAUGGGUAAGGGAGGUGGUGGAGGACCUAAACUUGGAGACGGCCACAGAAAAGGAGCGCUCAGACAGAUAAGAGGAGAACCACUCCAGAGCAGUUCCUGAUAGGCCUACCCAGUCUCUCAGCCUCUCAGUAGCAGGUGAUGGUCAACAGUGUCAAAAGCUGCAGUCAGGUCCAGCAGGACCAGAAGAGAACAGUCCCACGCAUCACUGUGAGUCAGAAGGUCAUUAGAGACCUUAAGAAGAGCUGUUUCAGUAGAAUGAGCUCUACGACAACCUGACUGGAAGCGAUCAUAGAUGUAAUGUUCAUCAAGAGCAGCUGUGAGUUGUUUAGCCACAACAUUUUCCAAGAUCUUGGAGAUGAAUGGAAAUUUAGAGAUGGGUCUGAAGCUGCUAUGGAGAGAGGCGUCAAGACUCUGUUUUUUAAGAAGCGGGUGGAUGACGUCGUUCUUAAAGUAAGCAGGGACCUGACCAGAAAUCAGAGAAGCAUUAAUUUUGGAGAGCACGCUGGGAUGAUGGACUGAAAAGCACAUUUAAAAUAAGAUGAGGGUAAGAUGUAGAGGGGCAUGCAGAGGUCUUCAUAGAGUGGGACGCUUCAUCCUAGCUGCGGCUCAACAGAUGCUGAAGAAGUACCCUCUAACCAAGCAGCUAUAACUAAUGUGGCACAUACACAAAGACUGCUCACCAAGCUCAAGCACCUAAGAGAAUGAGUAAAACAGAUACACAUACAAUUUCCUGCUAUCAGUAUUAUAAAUGCUGUGAGAGGUCCUCAGACAAUUAUUCCGGACAAGCCCCCACGAAGAAGGAUGUUGAAGGAUGCUGAGAUUGGAGCCACCAAGCAGGAGGGUGGGAGAAAGACCAAAAAGAAGAUUCAUGGAUGCGGUGACAGAGGAUAUGAAGUUAGUUGGCGUAAGGGUGGAAAAUGCAGAAGACAGGACUAAAUUGUGAUGGAUGAGUGGCCUGUGGCGAUGCCUGAAGGGAAAAGUCUAAAGAGAAAGUGUUGGGGUUAGAGUAGUUUUUUGUUUGGUGGUCAAUCAAAAAAUUCACAAAAACUAAAAAUGUUCUCAGCUGUAAACCAAACAUCUUAUUCUUUUUUCAAUCAUCUGUCUAUAAAAUCAAAUUUCCACCAUGUCAAAAGGACCUAAACGUCGAGCUCUUGUUGAACUGCAUGUGAGAGACAGUCUGUGAACUUGUGAGUUGAUUAGAACGUGUCUUGCUGCUGCUACUGCUGUUUUUAGCCUUUCUAAUGCUUAUGUACAAAUCUAUUCUUUGUGUCAAUAAAUGAUUAAACCUGAUGUCAACUGCA